AUGGACAAGCCAGACAGUGAUAUUGGUGCAGAGUAUGAGACGAAGUCUGAACUUCGCCAGAUACGUCCUAAUGGCAGACCUACGGAGGUGGAGACUGAUCAUGUCACCGCUCGACGAGUUCGCACAAAAAUCGACCUUAUUGUUCUAUCAACGAUCAGUCUAAUAUGGAAUGCCGCGAAGGCAGGGCUUCUAAAAGAUCUCAAAAUGACAUCGUAUCAGUUCUCCGUCGUUUUGAGUAUCUUCUUUGUGCCCUACAUGACUGUGGAAAUGGUUUCCAAUUUUCUUGUUCGAAAGAUCGGAGCCCAUAUAUUUGUAACAGGUCUAAUACUCGCCUGGGGCAUCGUGGAAACAUUCCAGGGCUUCGUUACUUCCUACGAGGGUUUAAUUGUUUGCCGAGUCUUUCUGGGGUUGACUGAAGGACCACUGAUCCCUGCUGCUGUCUUGUAUUUAUCGGAGUGGUACAAACGCCAUGAGUUGCAACAGCGAAUGGCUGUAUUGUUCAGCGCAACAAGCCUCGCGGGCGCAUUCUCUGGGUUGUUGGCGUUCGCUAUCAUUCACCUUGACGGAAAGGGAGGCAAGCCCGGAUGGAGGCACUUGGAUUUUCUUCCUGGAAGGUAUUGUCACCAUCAUCAUCGGAGCUGCCGCCUUCUUUGGCUCCCGAAAGACAUCGCAUCAGCCAGGUUUCUGACCGAGAAAGAAAAGGCCGUAGCUUUAGCUAGACUUGAAGAAGACAUGACGCUCAACGAGGCAGGGGAAGAAUUCCGAUUCUCAAGUGUGUGGUCGGCUCUCAGAGCCCCUCACGUUCUGAUUUUGAGCACUAGCUGCUUUUAUGUCGGCUACCUCAUCUUCGGACUGGCUUAUUUCCUCCCUACUGUGGUGGGAAGUCUAGGUUAUUCUCCCGCUAAGACCCAACUUUAUGGAGUGCCUCCCUUCGCUUGCGGAUUUGUUGUGAGUUUAGCAGCCGCGCUCUUCAGCGACAAAUAUCAUUGUCGAGGUCUUGUUGCCAUUGGUGCCAGCUUUCUCGCUCUUGGCGGCUUCAUUAUGAUGUACAAAAGUAUAAAUGUUCAUGUUAGGUACGGGUCACUAUUCGCUCAAACGAUUGGCGUUUCGGUCCUCACGCCUUGCACGGUUACGUGGGUCCCAAAUAAUGUCAUGCCUCAUUAUCGUCGCGCUACAGCUAUCGCAUUAGUAUUCAUAGCUGGUAGUGCCGGGGGAUUACUUGCAACUUGGAUGUAUCACGAUGCACCUCAUUUCUACAAGACUACGAGGGUCAACAUCGGUCUCACAGUAGCAUAUAUCCUCCAAUGUGCUGUGGGAAUUGCUUAUUUGCAUUAUCAGAAUUUACAGAAGGCCAAGGAGCGCGCAAUGCAUCAGAACAUUCCUGAUGAGGAUUCCGAGGCGAAGAGGGCACUGGGCGACAAACACAGAGACUUCAUAUACACGCUCUAA
Cantharellus anzutake is the source of this 1449-nucleotide messenger RNA. RefSeq names its product MFS general substrate transporter. Gene Ontology annotation, cellular component: membrane. Gene Ontology annotation, molecular function: transmembrane transporter activity. The coding region runs from base 1 to 1449 and encodes 482 amino acids. The transcript is spliced from 14 exons. The record is from RefSeq and is a predicted model, not a curated record. Gene Ontology annotation, biological process: transmembrane transport. NCBI's taxonomy places the organism in Eukaryota, Fungi, Basidiomycota, Agaricomycetes, Cantharellales, Hydnaceae.